Molecule: messenger RNA, 1053 nt
Organism: Cooperia oncophora
Lineage: Eukaryota; Metazoa; Nematoda; Chromadorea; Rhabditida; Trichostrongylidae
Source: the annotation of a GenBank genome assembly
AUGGGUGACAUGUUCAUAAUUCCUAUGCUAAGCCGCUGCGUGUUUACACAAGUAACGAAUGAAGCCUUUGGGAGCACCGUUUGGGAAGGAAAAAAUCCGUUGUUGGCUCUGGAGGUGCUCGCCGAUUUAACCGAAUCUUGUCCGGGUAAUGCUGUUCGAUUGAUCGAAUGGCUGGGAAUUUAUUUCGGUAAACCGCGGGAGUUGGAAUGGGAAUAUAGGUCGGUGUUUGCUCGACUGACGAUGACUCGUUCUCGCCUCUACGUCCCUCGCGAAAUGUGGGAAACGUUUCGGUUUUCUGGAGCAGAUAGGUUGGACACCCGUCAGCAGCAUGAUGCGGUUGAUUUCUUCACCGAGUUGAUUGAUCGAGUGGAUUCGGCCUUGGAAAAAGAGAAGAAGCCGCUGCUGUUUCGACCACGAAUGCGAGGGAAAUUCACAUACGAGUACAUUUGUUAUGGCUGUUUCCAUCGACAUAUCGGCGUAGGUGAAGAUUUCAUAGCUGUGAAUCUGGAACUUCAUGGUCCAUCCUUAGAGGAUGGCUUAGAACAUUAUGUAAAUGGCGAACUACUGGAAGGAGAGAACGCGUAUUUCUGUAGUAAAUGUGAAGAGAAGAGGAAUACACUCCGACGUGGUUCAUUUUCCGAAUUGCCAAAUACAUUAGCGAUUCAACUGAAAAGGUUCUCAUACGAUAUCAAUGGUCGUGUAGAUAAAAAGAAUGACUACUGCGCGUUUCCGAUGCUUCUUGACAUGACGCCUUAUUGUACGCAAGCACGAGCUGUCUGUGACCAAGAUCUGAAGUCUCUCUUUGACGAUUUAUACAGCAGCGGGCAGGAAGACAGCGCAAGCAUAGAUGAGGAACAGGAUGUGGUAAAAUCUCAAGAAUCUCACCAUAGCCCGGCUUCUCCAAGCAGAUGGGGAAGGAAGAGAAGGAAGACCUCAUCAUUGCCAAGCAUGGCAGGUGUCGAGAACUACCAAUAUGAACUUGUGGGUGUAGUGGUACAUUCGGGUGGAGCACGAGCAGGUCACUAUGUUUCAUAUGUGAAGGAGCGCAGGUGA